GUUGUUUUUCACAAUUCUUCCUCAAAAGUCAAUGCGGCCUAACAUCGAAUAUUCAAAAAUAAUCUCUUGGAAUGUUUUCUAGUGUGACUUUGGUCACUCUUUUAACUUUCUCCCUUCCAUUACACGAAGUUUUAAUAAUACCGCUGCCCACCUAUUUAGAAUCCAGCUCUUCCUUCGCUUUUGAAAUAUCCAAAUCAGCUGGCAUAUUCCGUUGGAAAUUUGAGAAAUUGCAAGUUUCAGAUGUUUUUAGUUUGGUCCUUGAUUUGACGUGUUCUGCUGUAGUUAGCAAAAACCUGUUUAACUUUUUUAAUACUUUCUUCAUCCUAAGUAUAUGUUAAAUUUAUUGUGAACUGUAGAGAUCACAAAACAUCAAUAAGAAAUUUUAUCCUGACAUUUUGACUACUUGGAGAGUUAAUCGACUCUACAAAUAUUCUCUUCCUCUUUGUUUAUUUUGAGUAGUUAUAUCUGUGUUCCGUGGCAUUUAGCAUUCAGGGAGUCUGAGGCUGGAGAAGUGCCUGGAGUUCAAGGCUACCCUUUAUUACAUUAUUUACAGCAGUCUGCACACUGUGAGCUACCAAGUAUAUGAACUACAGCUUUUUUGAUUGAAUUCACAUACCUUCUAAAAUGUAAUCGGAACUGAGUCUAGUAGUUCAGCUUUGUAAUCUUUGCUACCAAAGUUUAGAUAGGAGAAAUUGCAAAUUUAAGACUUGCUCCCACUUUAGAGCAACCUAGUUGUAAGACCCUAUCUCAAAAAAGUGAGAAGCAGGUUAAGGAUGUAGCACAAUGGUGGAAUGCUUACUUACCUUGUAUAAGGCCUUAAAAUUAGCCCCUUAAACUGCAAAUUAACUUACCAUGCUGACACACAAUUGUAAUUCUAGCGCUUGGGAGUAGAGAGAGGAGGAUUGGGAGUUCAAGGCCAGCCAGCUGUGGCUGCACAAGAGCUUGUCUCAGGAAAGGAAGAAAAAAGAAUUAGUCAGGCGAGAUGGUGCACUCCUUUCAUAGGCUUUAAUCCCAGUACUCUGGAGGCAGAUGGAUUUCUGAGUUUGAGGUCAGCCUCACAUACUGAUGGAGUUCCAGGACAGGCUGGCAGGGCUACACAGAGAAACCCUGUCUCAAAAAGAAAAUUAUUCUUGACCUCAUGACUAAGCUGCCUAGAAGGUCCCCUGGAACUGGAGUUAGAGUAAUUGUGAGCUUCCAUGUAGGUGCUGAACCAAACCUGGAUUAUCUGGAAUAGCAGCCAGGGAUCUUCACCAGUGCCGUAUCUCCAGCUCCCUAAUUUUAACUUUUCUCGUAUUCUGUGUGUGUGCUACAGUGUGCAUGUGGAGGUCAGGGGACAACUUGAUGAAGUCUGUUCUCUCCCUCCACCAUGUAGGUCCAGGGAGUUGCACCUUUACCCAUAAGUCAUUGUACUGACCCUCUCUAGACAGGGUUUUAUGUCUCAGGUGUACUAUCCUAGAAAUGGAAGUAUGGUCACAGCUGGGUGGCCCCCAUCUAUAAUCCCAGCACAUGGACAGCAAAAGCAGGAUAAUUGCUGCAGGUUCAAUGCCAGCCUGGGCUUCCAAAUUGAGCUCCAGGCUAUCAGGGACACAUAGAAAGAACCUGCUUCCAGAAGAAGGGGUGGUGGCAAGGCUGAAAGAGAACAAGAAUGAUCUGCAUGUACCACUUACACUAACAGCGCGUAUGUAGAUUUCAGUUUCUCCACAUCUUGGCAACCUUUAUUUUGUAUUGGUUUUGUUUUUUGAAGUAGAGUGCCUCUAUGUAGUCCUGCUUUGCAGACCAUGCUGGCCUUGACCUCACUGAGAUCCUCUGCCCCUGCCUCUGCCAGAUCUGUUCUCUGUUUUGUUCUGUUCUGUGCUGAGUUUAAAAGAAAGAAAAAGAAAACAAAGAACAAACAAAUUAGGAUUAUCUCAUGUCUUUUUUGUGCACCACUGUGCCCUUUUCUUGAAUUCUAAACUGGGGGACAGGGCUGGAGUAGAGCUUACCCACUAUGUUGAAUAAGGCUCUGGAUGUCCCCUCAGCACCACAAAACACUUCAUUAAAAAGACAUGGGAAACCAGGCCGGUUGGCACAUGCCUUUGAUCCCAGCACUCUGGGAAGAGUUCAAGGCCAGCCUGGUCUGCAGAGCAAGUCCAGGACAUCCAAGGCUUCACAGAGAAACCCUGUCUUGAAAAACAAACAACCAAAAAAGACAUGGGGUAAUCCUAAUUUGUUUUUUCUUUGUUUUCUUUUUCUUUCUUUCGUGUGUCUGUGUGGCAUUUAAGCAUGAAGAAAUUGUGCAUGUGAAAUGCCUGCUCAUUUCCUGUGCUGUUUGGCCUGUUGAAACUAGCGAUUCUAAUGGCCAGCCAGGCCACUCUUUCCCAAAUGGCUUUAGGGAGAAAACAUGGUAAUCGGUUUCAGCAUAGUAAAGUUCAUUAGAAACCACUGGGAUAGCAUUCACUUUGCAUGUUCAUGGCUCCUAUAACCAGUAUUGGGCAAUCAGGAGCCAGGCCUUGAGUCCUCACCUCAUGCUCCUGUCAGUAAGCUCUGGGCUUUUGACAGUUAUGCUUAAUUUUGACCUGUUGGUCUGACUGCCGCUGGGUAACUUCAUCUUGGGGUUCACCAGACUUCAUCCACAAACAAGAAUUAGCAGCCACUUUCAGAGGUAGAAACUCCUUAUGUAGACCAGGCAGGAACUUUUGGGAGUUUUUUGUUUGUUUUGUUUUUUGACAUAGGGUUUCUGUGUAUAGCCCUGGCUGUCCUGGAGCUCUCUCUCUCUGUAGACCAGGCUGGUUUCUAAUCCACAGAGAUCUGUCUGCCUCUGUCUCCCCAGUGCUGGGAUUAAAGGUGUGCACCCCCCCCCAGCUGUUUGUUAGUUUAAUAAUGCCACUGUUCAUAUUAAGUGAAAUUUCAUCUUCUGUCAACCACUGUUAGCAUCCUCCAGAAUUUUUUUCAUGAUUCACAAGUGUUAUUUGCAAAUUUUUGUUCAUUUUGUUUUGUUUUGAGACAGGGUUUCUCUGUGCAGCCUCAGCUGUUCCUUUGUAGACCAGGCUGUCCUUGAACGCACAGAGAUCCCCCUGCCUCUGCCUCCCUGAGUGCUAGGAUUACAGGCAUGCACCCCCACAUCUGGCUGUAUUUGCAAAUUUUAAAAAACAAAAGUUUUGUUUGUUUUGUUUAAGAUAGGAUCUCACUAUCUGUCAUCAUGGGGUAUUUGAUCAGAUUGUGUACCCCAAAAUUGUGAACUGUAUAUCCUGUUUCUUUUUGGCAUGGUUGAAUCCUAUCACAUACCUUUAACCAAUAAUUUUUCUGUUUAUUAUAAACAAGUGAUUAUGAUGUGGUUCAGCCAUCCCUAGCACACAACUUUAAUCCAAGAGUGUUCUGAACACAGGACUUACUAAAGAUAACCUUGGGUCAAGAGGUGGAGCAAGUAACCAGCUGCCAGGGAUUAAAGAGUAGAAGGGACUUUUAGUUGAGGGGUAUUUAAGACAGCCUAAAGCAAAAGGAGCUUUAGCUCUUUGGCUUUUGGGGCUCUUUGAGCUGUUGGGCUUUCCAUUCAUUAAUAAUAAUAAUUAUGUAGUUCUGGCUGUUCUAGAAUUCACUAUGGUAUACCAGGUAGGCUGGCUUGGAACACACAGGCAUCCUCCUGCCUCUGCCUCCUGAGCCAGUGCUGAGAUUAAAGGUGUGUGCCACCAUUCCUGGCCAAGAUUUUACAUUUGUGUAUGUAGUGUGCUCAGUGGUGUGUACCUGUGGAUGACUUGCAGGAGCCAGUUCUCUCUCUCUAAGGGAAUUCUGGGGAUGAAACUCAGGUCAUCAGACUUGAAAGUAGAAAAUGUUGCUAGCACAAAUAAAUCGGGAUUCUCAGGGAAUGACAGAGUUUCCUGGAGGAGGAAUGGAGGCUCAACAUGUUACCCUGUGCUUGACAGAGGCAGUGACCGUGGCAGAUGGUGACAAUUUAGAAAAUAUGGAAGGUGUAAGUUUACAAGCUGUAACCCUUGCAGAUGGCUCUACUGCUUACAUACAGCAUAAUUCUAAAGAUGGGAGACUCAUUGAUGGCCAAGUCAUUCAGUUGGAAGAUGGUUCGGCUGCCUAUGUUCAACAUGUCCCCAUACCUAAAAGUACAGGGGACAGUUUGCGGCUGGAGGAUGGGCAAGCAGUGCAGUUAGAAGACGGAACCACUGCGUUUAUUCACCACACUUCUAAAGAUAGCUAUGACCAGAGCUCACUUCAGGCAGUUCAACUGGAAGAUGGAACAACAGCUUACAUCCACCAUGCAGUGCAGGUCCCACAGUCUGAUACCAUCUUAGCGAUUCAGGCUGAUGGGACAGUGGCAGGGCUGCACACUGGGGAUGCCACAAUCGACCCAGAUACCAUUAGUGCUUUGGAACAGUAUGCAGCAAAGGUGUCCAUUGAUGGGAGUGAAAGUGUAACAAGUACAGGAAUGAUUGGGGAAAAUGAGCAAGAGAAAAAAAUGCAGAUUGUCUUACAAGGACAUGCUACGAGAGUAACUCCUAAAUCUCAACAAAGCGGAGAGAAGGCAUUCCGGUGUAAAUAUGACGGGUGUGGCAAACUCUACACAACAGCUCAUCAUCUCAAGGUCCAUGAGCGCUCACACACAGGAGACCGGCCUUAUCAGUGUGAGCAUUCAGGCUGUGGGAAAGCAUUUGCGACAGGUUAUGGAUUAAAAAGUCAUUUCAGAACUCAUACUGGAGAAAAGCCAUAUCGGUGUUCAGAAGAUAAUUGUACAAAAUCUUUCAAAACUUCAGGAGACCUACAGAAGCAUAUCAGAACCCAUACAGGAGAAAGGCCCUUUAAAUGUCCUAUCGAAGGCUGCGGUCGGUCCUUUACAACAUCAAAUAUCAGAAAAGUGCACAUUAGGACACACACGGGAGAAAGGCCUUAUUACUGCACAGAACCAGGAUGUGGGAGGGCAUUUGCCAGCGCAACUAAUUAUAAAAACCAUGUGAGGAUACACACAGGAGAAAAGCCAUAUGUCUGUACAGUUCCUGGGUGUGACAAAAGGUUUACAGAAUAUUCCAGUUUGUAUAAACACCAUGUCGUUCACACUCAUUCUAAACCAUACAACUGUAACCACUGUGGGAAGACAUACAAACAGAUCUCCACGCUGGCCAUGCACAAACGGACAGCCCACAAUGACACAGAGCCCAUUGAGGAGGAGCAGGAAGCCUUCUUUGAGCCUCCCCCAGGUCAAGGUGAUGAUGUUCUUAAAGGGCCCCAGAUCACGUACGUCACAGGUGUAGAAGGAGAGGACAUUGUGUCUACACAAGUGGCCACAGUAACCCAGGCUGGAUUGAGUCAGCAGGUCACGCUCAUAUCCCAGGAUGGGACUCAGCAUGUCAACAUAUCUCAAGCAGACAUGCAGGCCAUUGGCAACACCAUCACCAUGGUAACACAGGACGGCACACCCAUCACAGUCCCCACUCACGAUGCAGUCAUCUCCUCAACAGGAACACACUCUGUUGCUAUGGUCACUACUGAGGGCACAGAAGGACAGCAGGUUGCAAUUGUGGCUCAAGACCUGACAGCAUUCCAUACAGCCUCUUCAGAAAUGGGACACCAACAACAUAGCCAUCAUUUAGUAACUACAGAAACCAGACCUCUGACCUUAGUGGCAACAUCCAACGGCACCCAGAUUGCAGUUCAGCUUGGAGAGCAGCCAUCUCUGGAAGAAGCUAUCAGAAUAGCAUCUAGGAUCCAACAAGGAGAAACGCCAGGGCUGGAUGAUUAAUAUGCAGAACCAUACAGCAAUAAAACGGGAAGAAGGAGCCUUUCACCUUCUGCGGCAAAAAUGCCUGAAGCCUGGCUUGGCAGAGCAGACGUUCCAUUCCUGAAGCACUGUACACAUUUUUAUGCAGCAGUGGAGAACACUUUCUUCUUGAUGCUUUUGUGUACAUAGACCCUGGAAUAAAUUCCCAAAGUGAUUCAUUGUGUACAAGGAAGUAUGAAAUGAGGGCACUACAGCAAUUCUUCAUGUUACUCUUCAUCACACGGCAGACUUCUGGGAUCUGCCCAUAAGACUGAAGGUCUGAACACAGUCAAGAUGAGUUUUUAAAUUACUGUGAAAAAAAGAGAGAGAAUAAAGCCUGUAUCUAAUGUGCUGAAGGUUCUACAUGUCAAACAGUCGUAACUUCAAAGCCAUCACAGUAAUAAAGGAUGCAAGCCUUCAGAUGUC
Messenger RNA from Meriones unguiculatus (Mongolian gerbil), 6166 nucleotides. It is a transcript of the gene Znf143, whose product is annotated as zinc finger protein 143. Gene Ontology annotation, biological process: regulation of transcription by RNA polymerase II. The record is from RefSeq and is a predicted model, not a curated record. Gene Ontology annotation, molecular function: RNA polymerase II cis-regulatory region sequence-specific DNA binding; DNA-binding transcription factor activity, RNA polymerase II-specific. NCBI's taxonomy places the organism in Eukaryota, Metazoa, Chordata, Mammalia, Rodentia, Muridae. The coding region runs from base 3806 to 5722 and encodes 638 amino acids. Gene Ontology annotation, cellular component: PcG protein complex; transcription regulator complex. The transcript has 16 exons.